Messenger RNA from Monodelphis domestica (gray short-tailed opossum), 6700 nucleotides. RefSeq names its product kelch like family member 32 (gene KLHL32). NCBI's taxonomy places the organism in Eukaryota, Metazoa, Chordata, Mammalia, Didelphimorphia, Didelphidae. Gene Ontology annotation, molecular function: protein binding. The record is from RefSeq and is a predicted model, not a curated record.
CGUUCGUUCGCCCUGGGGAAGGUCGGAGGCUGGUGUGUGCGCCGCCGCCACCCACUGCCACCAUCGCCGCCACCGUUACCUAAUCAGACAGAUCCCUAGCCUCGGCUGGAAUGCUUGCUUAUACUUCUACAAGGUUUUAAAGCACAGACAGAGGAGCAGAAAAUUUCAGAAUGCCAUCUGAGAGGUGCCUCAGUAUUCAAGAAAUGCGGACAGGCAGGAGGCUUUGUCAGUCCGAUUCUCACCAUGAUGCUGUCCUGGCAGCCCUGAAUCAGCAAAGAAGUGAUGGUGUUCUUUGUGAUGUCACCCUCAUAGCUGAAGAGCAGAAAUUCCACGCUCACAAGGCUGUCCUAGCAGCAUGCAGUGAUUAUUUCAGAGCAAUGUUCAGUCUGUGCAUGGUGGAAAGUGGAGCUGAUGAAGUGAAUUUACAUGGUGUGACUAGCCUUGGUUUAAAGCAAGCUCUGGAGUUUGCAUACACAGGACAGAUUCUGUUGGAGCCAGGAGUGAUUCAAGAUGUGUUGGCAGCUGGAAGUCAUCUUCAGCUACUGGAACUCCUCAAUUUAUGUUCCCACUAUCUCAUCCAGGAAUUAAAUAGCUUUAAUUACUUGGAUCUGUACAGACUUGCCGACCUCUUUAAUCUCACUUUGCUGGAGAAGGCAGUGAUCGAUUUUUUAGUAAAACACCUCUCUGAACUCCUGAAGAGUCACCCUGAAGAAGUUCUAACCCUUCCUUAUUGCCUGCUUCAAGAAGUCCUGAAGAGUGACCAGCUGACAUCCCUAAGUGAAGAGCAAAUCUGGCAGCUAGCCGUGAGGUGGUUGGAACACAACUGCCAUUACCAGUACAUGGAUGAGCUCCUGCAGUACAUUCGUUUUGGCUUAAUGGAUGUGGACACCCUUCAUACGGUGGCACUGUCUCAUCCCCUGGUCCAAGCCAGUGAGACAGCAACAGCCCUCGUCAAUGAGGCCUUAGAAUACCAUCAGAGCAUCUAUGCACAGCCGGUGUGGCAGACCCGGAGGACCAAACCCCGCUUCCAGUCGGACACACUCUAUAUCAUUGGUGGGAAAAAGCGGGAGGUCUGCAAAGUCAAAGAGCUACGGUAUUUCAAUCCAGUGGACCAAGAUAAUGCCCUAAUAGCUGCAAUAGCCAACUGGAGUGAACUGGAACCAAUGCCAGUUGGCAGGAGUCACCAUUGUGUGGCUGUCAUGGGGGACUUCCUUUUUGUAGCAGGUGGGGAAGUGGAACACGCGACUGGGCGGACAUGUGCCGUUAGGACUGCCUGUCGCUACGAUCCCCGCAGUAACUCUUGGGCUGAAAUUGCACCCAUGAAAAACUGCCGGGAACAUUUUGUGCUGGGAGCAAUGGAUGAAUAUCUUUAUGCCGUGGGUGGCCGGAAUGAGCUGCGUCAAGUUCUGCCAACGGUGGAGCGAUACUGUCCCAAGAAGAACAAAUGGACUUUUGUACAGUCCUUUGACCGGUCCCUUUCAUGCCAUGCAGGAUAUGUAGCGGAUGGUCUUCUUUGGAUAUCAGGUGGGGUAACUAAUACUGCACAAUAUCAGAACAGACUGAUGGUGUAUGAACCCAACCAGAAUCAGUGGAUCAGCCGAAGCCCCAUGCCGCAGAGGAGGGUCUACCACUCCAUGGCUGCUGUCCAGAGGAAGCUCUAUGUUCUUGGGGGCAAUGACCUAGACUACAAUAACGAUCGCAUCCUUGUGCGACAUAUAGAUUCUUAUAACAUAGAUACAGACCAGUGGACACGCUGCAAUUUCAAUCUUCUAACUGGUCAAAACGAAUCCGGAGUUGCUGUCCAUAAUGGAAGAAUAUAUUUAGUUGGUGGCUAUUCGAUUUGGACAAAUGAGCCUCUGGCAUGUAUCCAGGUGUUGGAUGUGAGCCGAGAAGGCAAAGAAGAGGUGUUCUAUGGACCUACCCUUCCUUUUGCUUCCAACGGGAUAGCAGCAUGCUUCCUUCCAGCUCCAUAUUUCACAUGUCCUAACCUCCAAACCCUGCAAGUGCCUCAUCACAGGAUCGGCAACGUCUGAGCAUCCCACAUGGGCUCUCUUACAGAGGUCGAGUGUCGGAGGAGCGGAAAGGAAGAAAGUCACUGGAGCUGGACUCAGCCUGACUGUGGGCACAGAGAAUGGAAGGAGUCAGUGCUCCAUGCUUCCUUGUUUCGUUUUACACGUCUGUCUUAAAUUCAGAUACAUAUUAGUAAAAAAAAAAAGUUUUCUAAAAUACAUUAUUGAAAAACUGUCAACUUUCUCUCCUUUAUCACAUGUCAACUUACCAUAUGGUACCCAGGAGUUUUGGGUUUUUUUUUAAAAUAAUGGUGUUGCUCAGUAACAACCUGUUACUUGCCUGUAUGUGGCUCCACCUGUCUUAAAUACAUUCUCUACAUAUCCUUCCCAGCUAAUGUUGUCCAGGAUUAUACAAUACUAUGUUAGCUGUGCAAAUUUAUUUCCUGCUAAUGGAAUCACUGAUUCAACAAAAUAAUAGAUCUUCAGUAUUGGACUUUUUACCAUUAAAAAAAAACCUACCCAUCUCCAUUCAGUAGAGACUCUGCAUUACAGUAUGAUAAAUUUUUAAAUGUCAUAUUUUAUUCAGGGUGGUCCAAGAAUAAUAGGAUGGAAGAAGAUUGGGGGAGAAAGGCAGAAAACUCUGAAUUCUUACUCUAUUUUACUUACUUUGUGACCGUGGGCAAAAAUCAUAACCUCUCUCAAAUUUUCAGCUUCCUCCCUGUUUAAGCAGGAUAAUUAUCUCCUCUUCCCAUCCCAAAGGGAUGUUUUGAAGAUGAGACAAGCACUGUGAAGUGUUCUGACCUCAUAAGGAAAAAAAUAUUCGUAAAUCACAAGAUAUUAUUGCCGUCUUCAGGAUCAUGCGGCUGAACAGAGAGAGUACAGAUUCUUUCUUAUGUUUAAAAAUGUCCAGAUGAAACUUGGAAAAUAUAUACAAAUCCCAAAAUGAAUAGCAGACAGCAAUUAGGAUGAAGAGAGUUUACUUACUCCAUCUUUCUCUAACCUUGUACAAAUCCUUGCCUCAAGUAAUAACUAUGAAACAUCUCUCAUUCAAACUCUGUGCAGUGAAAGAUGACAUUUAAAAGCUUAAAAAAAUUAGUUUGCACUAAUUACAUACCAUAAAGUGCUUUGACAUAAAUUUGAACCUGGAAAAGGCAGUUAUAAGAAUUUAAAAGUUUUCUUACUUUAUUAAAGGUUAUGUCAAUCUUGAAUACUUAGGGGAUUCUUCUCCACCCUCUCCAUCCAUAUUUUAUUAUUAAUACUUUUAAUAAUGAAUUAGAAAUCUCUUUCUGGAACAGAUUUGUAGCCUCUUUAUUUAAAAAACAAACACUUCCUCCCACACCCACAAAUUCUGCUAUUCCAAUACCAUAUUUGAUGUGUAAAUCCAAUAGGUAUAAAGGGAGAGUUUGUUUGAUCUAAUUAUGAGCUAAUUUGCCUUUAUUGAGUUAAGAUUUUACUAUGACCCACUUUGUCCCCUGUAUAUUUUAAUUGCUCCCCAGUCCAAGAUAGGGCAUUGACAAUUUAUGCACACGGAUAUUUCCUUCACACUCAAGUGAAGGGAGUCAGAUAUUUAAUGAGUCAAACAACCCUCAAUAAUAGAAAUUACUAAGUGCUGUCUGUUUCCUAAAAAAUGCCAAAGCAUUAAAAGAAUUUUAAAAUGAAAAGCCAGUUCUUACAUAUUCAUCUUUUAAAAGGCAUCAGAUAGUAAAAGAUCCACUAAUUAGAAUCUUGUUCUUGUGGGGUAGGGAGUGAGGGAAGAGGAAAAGCAUGCCACAUUGUAGAAAAGAACAACUCAAGUCAAUGAGUAUUUAUUAAGGCCCUACUGUGUGCCUCUCAUAAACACUGGGGAUACAAUGGUAGGUCAAAGGCCAGUCCCUCUCCUCAAGGAGCUCAGGCUAGUGGGAGAUCAGGCUUGAGAGUGAUGGUUUAGUUUUGUUGUUCUUUAAAAAAUAAAAACUCCCAGAACGUCUCUGAGUGUCCUGAACAACACAGAUGAUGACUUACAUGAUCCCCAGGUAGUCACUAAAGAGAGAUUUUGGGAGGAUCACUUCAGUGGAAAUUUAAACAAGAUUCAAAAGAAAACAAAGCAAAAAUACAAGAGCUGAGAAACAAAAGGGAGUCGGAGGUUAGCCUUCAUUAAUCAGGAAUUCAACACAUCACAUCACAGCCAGGUUCCCAAGAAUUGGAGCUCAUUGAGGUUUUCCUCUAGGUGCCAGGUAGCACGUGGCUUCUUCACUCCCCCCUCUCCCCCAGCCCCAAGUCCCAGCAGAUUUGCUGGAGGGAUAACAUGAAUAACAAUGGCAUUUACUGACAUUGUUUCAAAUGAUGGAGGGAGAUGGCAGGUGGGGAGGCCAGCUUGUGCAGAAAAGGAAACCAGCCUAGGAAAAUGGAUAAAUGCAUCUAAAGACCAACAAAUCUUUACCUCGGAUCAAAACAAAGCAAAACCAAACCUUGUCUUCUGGGUAAUGUCCAUUUAAGGAAUUAAAUUUGCUUUCUAUUGAAUUUUAGGUAACUAUUGAUAGUCUUUCUUCUGGCUUUCAACAUCUUUACAAAGAGCAUCCAGCUCUUCCUGAUAAAUCCCCAAAUUCCUGAAAUAAUAUAAUUGAUAACUUUGUCUCUCAUCCCAGAAGACUAAUAGAGAUUAAGCAAGUGGAAACAACCUUUGAAACAGUCACUUUGAAGGAUGUGACCUCAGAAAUGGACACUUUCCAUUGAAAGGGUUUAUUCAUCUGAAACUCUUUCAUCUCUGGCUUCCAGUGUGAGAUUCCAAAUAAAAAGGAAAUUAUAAAAUUUGUGAAAUCCUAGGGAUUACAUGAUGUAAAUAGUAAGCCUAUGACCUCCCAUGCAUUAUACAUGAACUUCUUUAUCAUUUCAAAGUAUUCUGUGGUUUUGCAGUUUUUGUUUUUGUUUUUUUGCUUAACAUUUGAAUCUGAACUGAAGCCAGCAUAAGGUCAGCAUCCAAAAUCCUGUUUGUGAGGUCAAGAGAGAAAAGUCUCUGUCUAGUUCUCAUAUUUGAGAGACUUCAGAAACCUGGAUGCAUUUUAUUUCUGAAUAUUUUCUUCAAAGCUCACCCUCAUGAAUAAAAAUUCUUUCCUUCAUUUGUUUGUUGGUUGGUCCAUUCAUUCAUUCAUUCAUUCAUUCAUUCAUUCCCUUCUGUUUCCCUCCUUCAUUGUGUUUAUUUCUUAACUACUGCAAUAACUAGGCAAUUAUCAACCUACUUUUGCCUUAAACUUGACUGUACAACACGAAGAGUUACUGAUCAAGGUUACCGUAGUUAAGGUCCAGUUCAGCUUUCAUUCAUGACUCAAUUCAGAAUUUAUUACCAAAAGUGGAUGAGGAAUCAGCUUAGAAAAAAUAGACACUGAUGGUGUAGGCAAAGUUUUCUUACAUAUACACAUUGGCGUCUUGUAAAUUUAGGUUUAAAACAACCAUAUCGAAGAUUUUCUACCAAAGCACAAUUCAUAAAGACAAGAGCAGGGACAAUUACAAUGAAUCUUUUCAUGAAGAAGAAACCAUUUCUACUUUUGACCUCCUAAUUCAUGAUCUGAUCUGUGUUUUGCCAGUUGGUUGAACUAAAAAAAAAAAAAGAUGAUUGGGUUCUAAUGCCUCUCGAUCCAUCAUUCGAGCCAGAACGGUUCUGAUCAGAAAUGCCCAUUUUGGGGAGGGGAGUCUUCUAUUUCUUCCUUUGUGGAUGCUUGUUUUUUGUACAUGAAGUCCGUGGCUAUAGAUUUUGGGGAAAUCCUAUUUCCAAGAAAUGAAAUUGCUCCCUCCUGUAGAACUUGGUUGGGAGUUUCAUGCAAUAAAUAACACAAAAGAAAACAUGAGAAGUGGAAUGAGUGGUAUUUAGCAGACAGCAACCUGAAGUAUGAGCAGAAAAGGGAAAGCACAUGCACAGUUUUUCAGAAGCAAUGUAGAUGUGGAUAGUUAAAUCCACAAGAAUUUAUUAAGCACCUACUCUGAAGAACAACCACAAUAUCAGGCACUGUGCCUUGUAAAAAUUAAUUUAUAUCUAAUAAUAAAAAUAUUAUAUUUUAUGAGGUUUAUUAAGGAUUAUUAAAAAUCAAGGAUACAAAAUAAAAACCAUGUGCCCAUGGCUGAUUAGCCCAUUCAAAAUUCCGGUGCUUAGCUUACUUACUACAUCAUUGCAAUGGAAGAGAAGAGCCUAGAAGAGCGUAGGAGGUGUUACUGCCAGUUAAAUAAACACCAAUUGUGAUCUCACCAAAGGUGGAGAGUCAGGUGAGAUUAUAGGGAAUUCUGGGAAAUACCAAGGACUUCUGGGAAUUGAAGUCUAGGGUUCAAAUCUCCAUUUUUACAGCCUGGCGGGGGCUACAAAGACAGGGUUAAAGAAAAGGUCAAAAUUGGAAAAUACUGUGUAGAAGGAACCUCCCCCAUAUUCUGUUCUACUCACCUAUUUUUUUCCUGCCCAGGUAGAAAAAAUUUUACCCCAAGAGAAACAAAAUAAAUAACAGGAAAACAAAUUGUUCAAGGAGGAAUUUAUCUCAACUGUGGGUUAAACAUUGACCAUCCUUCUGUCUUCGUAAAGAAGGAUUUUAUUUCAAAGAGGCAAAGCCUGCCACAACUUUCAUCCAAUUAUUUGGUUUUUAUGGAAGUUUCUUAAUUAGAUGCUAAUUAACAUAGACCUUGAACCAUAACUAAAUCUGGAUGUCUAAUAAAAUUCUGCUAUUCAUUCAUCA